This is a messenger RNA of Alternaria novae-zelandiae, 1017 nucleotides long. RefSeq lists its product as uncharacterized. Gene Ontology annotation, molecular function: oxidoreductase activity. The record is from RefSeq and is a predicted model, not a curated record. The coding region runs from base 1 to 1017 and encodes 338 amino acids. The transcript has 3 exons. NCBI's taxonomy places the organism in Eukaryota, Fungi, Ascomycota, Dothideomycetes, Pleosporales, Pleosporaceae.
AUGCUCCGACUCUUCUCAAGAAACCUUCCCACAGCUACCAAAUCUAUCACAUCAACAGUACGAACAAAUCAAUUUCUCCCAAGAACUACAUACCAGAUUGUCAGAAAUAUGAGUGGCGGCAAGGCUAGCACCGAUGAGCUCAAGGGCUCCAAGCUCUUUGAUGUUUCUCAUGUCACCGCUCUCGUCACUGGUGGAGGAACCGGUAUCGGUUUGAUGAUCACACAAGCGCUAGUUGCAAACGGCGCGAAAGUAUACAUCACAUCAAGACGUGACGAAGUACUGAAGAAGACGGAGGAGCUAUACAGCGGCGGUGGUCCAGGCCAAAUUAUUCCCAUCCAGGCAGAUGUCAGCGAGAAGGACGACGUAAAGCGCCUCUACGAAGAGAUGUGCCAAAAAGAGCCCAAAGGUAUCCAGAUCCUCGUCAACAACGCCGGCAUCGCCCGCGACGACAACACCAAGUUCUCCGCAAAUGGCCAACCAAACAUGGAAGACGCCCAAGCCAUCUCCGACCAUUUCCUCAAGUCGCAGCCUGAGAACUGGGCCGACACCAUGAAGACCAACGUCGGAAGCAUCUUCUGGAUGUCGAUGUACUUCCUGCCUCUCUUGGCUAAGGGCGGCAAGGUCACUCCUGGAUACAGCUCUCAAGUCAUCAACGUUAGCAGUAUCUCAGGAUACAUGAAGGGAAGCAGCAGCGGCCAGUUCUCUUACGCGUCGAGCAAGGCGGCUGCAACACAUCUGAGCCGCAUGUUGGCCACAACGUUUGCGGGUACCAAAGUCCGCGUCAACACCAUCGCGCCUGGUGUUUUCCCAAGUGAGAUGACUACUGGCACUUCCGACGAGGACAACAAGAGCCGCAUCGAGUCCGGCAUGAGCAACCCUGCUGGCCGUCCUGGUGCUGACACUGACAUGGCUGCGACUGUACUCCUGCUGGCUGGUCCAGGUGGCGUCUUCUUUAACGAGCAGGUCUUGUACCCUGACGGCGGAAGCACUCUCACACAGCCCGCAGCGCGGGCUUAG